UAACAACAAACAUAUUAUUGUAUUUAAGAAUGCUCAGUUAAUGUGUAGUUUACGUAUCACGAGUUAUGAUUCAUUCAAGGAGAAACGUUUCAAAUCACUUGUGCAAACUGAACAUGAAAACUGAUACGUUUUCAUUUCCAAUGAGAUUUUCAUCACGGUUUAACAUUUUAUUGUUAUUCUAAUGAGUUCACGGUACAAAUUUAUUCUUCUGCUGUUUUUGUUUGGAGGACGUUACUGUGAGACGGAUAUUGAUGAGUGUGCCUUGAUGCCGAAGAUAUGUCAUCACGGGGUCUGUGUUAAUAUACCGGGUUCCUAUCAAUGCUACUGUAAACCCGGCUACACCGGGGACAGCUGCGAGCAAGACAUCGACGAGUGUCUGUCGUCGCCGUGCAAGAACGGCGGUACCUGUCAGAAUCUGGAGAACAACUACGAAUGCGCCUGCGUCGAGGGAUUCGAAGGCAAGGACUGCUCCAGCAACAUCAACGAGUGCGCGUCGAACCCGUGCGCACUUGGCUCCACGUGCGUGGACGGAGUCGCCAGUUACUCGUGCGUGUGCCAGCCCGGACUCACCGGCCCGCGCUGUCUGACCGACAUCGACGACUGCGAGUCGGCGCCCUGCAAGAACGGCGGCCGGUGUGUGGACGGGCUGAACAGCUUCACGUGCGACUGCGCGGGCACCGGGUACAGCGGCGCCGCGUGCGAGAGCAACGUGGACGAGUGCGCGCCGCAGCCGUGCCGCAACGGAGCCAGCUGCAUCGACGACCUCAACGACUACCACUGUCUGUGCCAUGUCGGCUACGCGGGUAAGAACUGCGACAUCGACAUCGAGGAGUGUGAGAGCAGCCCGUGCCAGCACGAGGGCGUGUGUCUGGAGCGCAGCAACGCCAGCCUGUACCGCAGCCCCGAGGCGGCGCCCGAGCGAGUGGGCCCGCAGCCGCACAUGCUGCUGCCCCAGUACUUCUACCAGCCCUUCUCCGUCGAGGACGGCGCCGCGGCCGGCUACCUGUGCGUGUGCGUGGAGGGCACGAGCGGCGCUCGCUGCGAGAUCAACGUGGACGAGUGCGCCUCGUCGCCCUGCGGACACGGCAAGUGUGUGGACGGCAUCGGCGCCUACCGCUGCGAGUGCGCGCCCGGCUACGAGGGCGACCACUGCGAGAUCGAGAUCGACGAGUGUCUCAGGUACACGCCGUGCUCGCACGGCCGCUGCUUCGACGGGCGCGCGUCGUACGUGUGCGCGUGCGAGGCGGGCUGGGGCGGCCGCAACUGCUCCGUCCUGCUGACGGGAUGCCACGACCAGCCGUGUGCCAACCGCGGCACGUGCCUGCCCUGGCUGUUCCGGGAGACCGACCACCGGUUCAACUGCACCUGCGCGCCCGGCUUCUACGGACACACCUGCGAGCAGAUAACCACAAUGUCUCUGGAGAGGAGCAGCUACGUGGAGGUGAACACGUCGCGCGAGGAGGGCUACGACAUCUCGUUCCGUUUCAAGACGACGCUGGGCAGCGGGUUGCUGGCCAUGGGCCGCGGCCUCACCUACUUCUUCCUGGAGCUCUCCAACGGGCGCCUCAACCUGCACUCCAGCCUGCUCAACAAGUGGGAAGGAGUGUUCAUCGGAUCCAACCUGAAUGACAGCGAGUGGCAAAAGGUGUUCGUGACCAUCAACGCGUCGCACGUGGUGCUGUCGGCCAACGAGGAGCAGACCAUCUACCCCAUCAGCCAGAACGAGGCGUUCAACGCGAGCGUGACGUCGUUCCCGUCCACGCGGCUGGGCGCGCCCGGUUCCUCGUUCGCCACGCUCACACACGGGCCCAACUUCUUCGUGGGCUGCUUCCAGGAUGUCGUCGUCAACCAGCACUGGGUGAUACCGGAGGAGUCGAACACGACGACAGCGGAGUACAGCACGGAGCGCUCCGGGGACUGGAGCGAGGGCGAGGGGGAGGGCUCAGGCGAGGCGGCGGAGGGCGAGGAGGGCGGGGCGCGAGUGUCUGCGCGCGGCGUGUGGCGGGUGGGCGGGGCGCUGCCCGCUCUGCGGCGCCUGCGCACCGCGCGCGACCACCAGUACUGGACCACGCUGCGGUUCACAUUCGCCGACGGCCUCAUCAAAGGCGCCUUCGUGGACAGCGAGGGUCACGAGGAGGUCAGCCUCACGGACAGUAUCGACGUGGCGGCGUGGCAGCGGCUCGUGACGCGCGGAGACAUCGCGCUGGGCGGAGUCAGGCGAGCGACCGCCGCCACCCCCACCCCGCGCCCGCGCCCGCCCUCGCCCGCCGCGCUCAAGGCGGAGAACGCGACGGAUAGCCCGGUGUGGGAGUACACGGAGUUCGACGAGUUCGAGGACAGCUCCGCGUCGGCCGGCGAGCACUUCAAGGGCUGCCUGGGCGCCGUGCACGUGGGGUCGCUGCUGCUGCCCUACUUCACGGAGCAGGAGCUGUUCGUUGGCGCCGCCGCCGCGCUUCUGGCCGCGCAGCCACACUACGCGCUCAUCUCGGGGUCUCCAUGGGGCUGGCAGUCGGGCGUGGGGUGCGCCCUGUGCCUGGAGCAGGAGUGCGCCCACGGCGGCCACUGUCGGGACAUGCGCAACAGCUACACGUGUGACUGCCCGCCCGGCUUCCGGGGCGACCAGUGCGAGGUGGACAUCGACGAGUGCGAGCAGCACGAGUGUCAGAACGGAGCGACGUGCAUGGACGACCUGGCGCGCUACGUGUGCAUCUGCCCGCCCGGCUACGAGGGCACGCUGUGCGAACGUGACGUGGACGAGUGCGAGAGCGGACCGUGCCAGAACGGGGGCCAGUGUGUGAACGUGGCGGGCUCGUUCCACUGCGAGUGCUCGGCCGAGUGGGCUGGCCCGUGGUGCGGGCAGCCCGCCGCCACCAUGUGCCGGCACGAGCCGUGCGGCCCGCGCGCGCUGUGUGUGGACCUGCCAGAGGUGGCGGAUGGCGAGCGGUACCGCUGCGAUUGCCGCGCGGGCUACGCCGGACCGAAAUGUGAGCGCGCCUUCUGUGAGCUGGAGCCCUGCGUGCACGGUCGCUGUAACACUACUGCUGAGCCGCCGGAGUGUUCGUGCGAGGCAGGGUGGGGCGGCCGCACGUGCGAGCGCGCCGCGGUGGCGUGCCAGUGUGUGAACGGCGGGCGCUGCAACGGCGCCGCCGACGACCCGCGCUGCGACUGUCCUGACGGGUGGACGGGAGCGCGCUGCGAGCUGGACGUGGAUGAGUGCGCGGCCGAGGGCGUAGACUGCGGGCCCGGCCACUGCCGCAACCUGCCCGGCUCCUACGUGUGCGAGUGCUCAGCGGGGCUAUGCGGCGCCGGGUGUGCCCUGCGGGACCCCUGUGAGAACGGCACGGGGCCCUGCCGGGGGGGCGCGGCCUGCGAGCAGCGCUGUCGGGACCGCCCUGACUACGUGUGCCUGUGUCCGCCCGCGCGCGCCGGCAAGGACUGCGAACUGACGGUGCUGGAGGAGGGGGCUGGCGAGGCAGGCGGGUGGGGGGCGGGUGCAGCGGCGCUGGCGGCAGGAGGCGCGCUGCUGGCGGCGGCGCUGCUGGCGGCCGGUGCGGCGCUGCUGGCGGCGCAGGCGCGGCGCAAGCGAGCCACGCGCGGCACGUACUCGCCCUCCGGCCAGGAGUACUGCAACCCGCGCGCCGAGAUGAUGACGCACGCGCUCAAGCCGCCGCCCGAGGAGCGCCUCAUCUAG
This is a messenger RNA of Leptidea sinapis, 3691 nucleotides long. Its product is annotated as protein crumbs-like. The record is from RefSeq and is a predicted model, not a curated record. The transcript has 23 exons. Gene Ontology annotation, biological process: Notch signaling pathway. Bases 182 to 3691 code for a protein of 1169 amino acids. Lineage: Eukaryota; Metazoa; Arthropoda; Insecta; Lepidoptera; Pieridae. Gene Ontology annotation, molecular function: Notch binding; calcium ion binding.